Messenger RNA from Pleurotus ostreatus (oyster mushroom), 2241 nucleotides. It is a transcript of the gene SEC1, whose product is annotated as vacuolar sorting protein VPS33/slp1. Gene Ontology annotation, biological process: vesicle-mediated transport; intracellular protein transport. The transcript has 13 exons. Gene Ontology annotation, cellular component: plasma membrane; secretory granule. Lineage: Eukaryota; Fungi; Basidiomycota; Agaricomycetes; Agaricales; Pleurotaceae. Bases 1 to 2241 code for a protein of 746 amino acids. Gene Ontology annotation, molecular function: syntaxin binding. The record is from RefSeq and is a predicted model, not a curated record.
AUGUCUUCCUUGAGUACCAUAGUCAAGAAUAAGUUCCUCGAGGCUAUACGAUCAGUUAAUCCACCCGGGCGAUGGAAAAUACUUGUUGUCGAUGAGCACUCCCAGAAGCUCCUUGGCUCGGUGCUGAAGCAAUUUGACAUAUUGCAAGAGAAUGUCACGCUCAUUGAAUCCAUAACGAACUACCGAGACCCGCAGCCCGACUUCGAAGCCAUGUAUCUGCUCAUGCCGACAUCACAUAACGUCAAUCGUAUCAUUCGCGAUUUCUCGGACGGCCGCAAGCAGUAUGCAGCAGCGCAUCUGUUCUUUGUCGACGGGUUGGAAGAACAGCUGUUCCAACGACUAACGGCGUCAGCAGCGGAACCCCACCUACAGGCACUGAAGGAGUUGUUCAUCAAUAUCUGGGCGCUGGAGGCGCAAGUAUUCUCACUCCAAUCACCUGCUCUUUUCUUCAACAUGUUUAGCCCGCCGCGGAACGACGCCGCCUUCGCAGUUGCGAAGGCCAGAUUAGAAGAGGAGCUCCUGUUUACCAGUAAAACCAUUUUAAAUCUAUGCGUCACACUCAACGAAUUUCCAUUCAUUCGAUACUACUUCCCUUCACAUCAUCCACCGCUUGGCCCACUGAAACCGAAUGCUACUAUCAGCCCCCCGCCACCACCUGAGGGCAGCGGUCGCUGGCGUACGAAUCUAGCACGAGGAGCAGAGGCAAGAACGUAUGAAGCAACCGAAACCGAAUACCUAUCAAAGGUCUUGGCAUUCCUAGUGCAGCGAAAUCUAGAGGAGCACAAGAAGGCGAAUCCUGAUUUUGGGAAAGCAGAUGCCUCACGACCACGGGGAACUCUGAUCAUAACUGAUAGAUCAAUGGAUAUGUUGGCACCAUUCAUCCAUGAGUUUACGUAUCAGGCCAUGGCGAAUGAUUUGUUGCCUAUUGAAGAUGGAACCAAAUACACUUAUAAAUUCCAGUCAUCGCUAGGCGCAUAUGAAGACAAGACAGCGACUCUUUCGGAUGCUGAUAAUGUCUGGACUGAAGUCAGGCAUAUGCAUAUGCGAGAAGCCAUCGACAAGUUGAUGGCCGACUUCAAUAAAUUCCUAGAGGACAAUGCAGGGUUUAAAGGGGAAGGCGCAGCAAGUCUGAAUGACAUGAAGGACAUGCUCGCAAGUCUCCCGCAAUAUCAAGAACAACGGGAAAAGUUCUCACUGCAUCUGAAUAUGGCCCAAGAAUGUAUGGCGAUCUUCGAACGGGAUAAACUUCCACUUGUUGCCAACGUCGAGCAAAAUUGUUCUACGGGUCUAACUGCAGAAGGCAAGACACCCAAGUCCUUGGUGGAGGAGAUGGUUCCUUUGUUGGAUAGUCGGGAGAUUAUAAACUUGAAUAAAGUGCGGAUUGUCGCGUUAUAUAUCCAGUUCCGCGAAGGUGUGCCGGAUGAAGAUCGCCGGCGGUUAUAUCAACAUGCUCGCUUGAGCCUUGCGGAGCAAGACGCUGUCAAUGCUUUACUUUUGAUGGGUGUCCGUAUAAGUCGAGGGCCAGGGGACAAAGAUAUCAAGAGGAAAAUCAAACAAAAGUCAAGCAAGGAGGAAGAAUACGAACUCUCACGGUAUAAGCCUCUCCUUCGGGCUGUCCUCGAGGAGCAUGUUACCAGCAAGCUUGAUACCUCAUUAUUCCCAUAUGUCAAGGAUACACCUUCUGCCGCUCCACCGGUAGCGCAGCGCGCCGCCCCAUCAGCUGCGACAUCAUUACGCAGCCAGAAACCCGCCUGGCAUAAAGCUCCCAGACCAGGCACUACAGCCAAUGAGACCAUCCGACAGCGAAUCAUCGUCUUUGUCGCUGGGGGUAUGACAUAUUCUGAGACGCGAGAAGCUUAUCAACUCUCCACAUCCUUAAACAAGGACAUUUAUAUUGGCUCAACACACACGUUGACGCCCAAGCACUUCGUUGAUGAUCUUAAGGUACUCGAUCUAGGCGGAGUGGGAUCCAGGGCGCUGCCGAAUGGUCUGAAGGAAGCUGGUUCUGGCGUCCCACGUUCCUUCCAAGAAUACUAUGAUGAGCGUUACUUUACCCAGGACGCGCCUCGCCCUACUAGACAAGCGGCACCCGUUCCGAUUGGAAACUCACGACUGGGUGCGCAGGAUACCCUCAAGCCGAGUAAAAUAUCGCCGACAAACUCGUAUCAAGGCUCGACCCAUUCAAUGACACCGAGUGUCAAGGAAGACAAGAAGAAGAAGAAGGGGUUAUUCAGGUUCUAG